Molecule: messenger RNA, 2332 nt
Organism: Hevea brasiliensis (rubber tree)
Lineage: Eukaryota; Viridiplantae; Streptophyta; Magnoliopsida; Malpighiales; Euphorbiaceae
Product: cucurbitadienol 11-hydroxylase
Exons: 7
Coding region: 205-1368 (387 amino acids)
Biological process (GO): sterol metabolic process
Molecular function (GO): monooxygenase activity; heme binding; iron ion binding
Source: RefSeq, a predicted model, not a curated record
GUUUUCUUAGAAAUUUUUUUCUCAUAAAAUCAAAAACAGAAUUAAAAUGAUAAAUCCAAACUAGAAAAACAGAAAAAUCGGUUUUGUUUACUUAUUUAUUUUGAGCCAAAUAUUGUGCUCUGGAAGGGCCUAUAUAAAGAAGAAGGACGGAGUUCAAAGUUACUCAGCUUUCUAAUAUAUACACACCAGCAAAGAAAGGCUAAAAUGUUGACAGUUGUAUUGCUCUUGGUAGGAUUUUUUAUUAUCUACUAUACUUACUGGAUUAGCAAAUGGAGGAACCCAAACUGCAAUGGUGUUCUGCCUCCAGGAUCCAUGGGAUUUCCUCUUAUUGGGGAGACGCUUCAGCUGUUAAUUCCCAGCUACUCUCUUGAUCUUCAUCCAUUCAUCAAAAAGAGAAUCCAUAGAUAUGGACCUAUAUUUCGAAGUAAUUUGGCUGGUCGACCCGUUAUAGUUUCAGCUGAUCCUGAAUUCAACUAUUACAUCCUAAGUCAAGAAGGGAGAUCAGUCGAAAUAUGGUACUUGGACACAUUUUCUAAGCUUUUUAGGCAACAAGGUGAAUCAAGAACUAAUGUUGCUGGUUAUGUUCACAAGUACUUGCGAGGCGCUUUCUUGAGUCAAAUUGGUUCAGAGAACCUCAGGGAAAAGUUGCUUCUUCACAUACAAGAUAUGGUCAACAGAACUCUAUGCUCGUGGUCUAAUCAGGAAUCAGUGGAAGUGAAACAUUCUGCAUCUUUGGCAGUAUGCGAUUUUACAGCAAAGGUUCUCUUUGGUUAUGAUGCUGAGAAAUCACCUGAUAAUCUUAGUGAGACCUUUACUAGAUUUGUAGAAGGUCUUAUAUCAUUUCCUUUAAAUAUUCCUCGUACUGCAUAUCGCCAAUGUCUACAGGACCGCCAGAAAGCACUGAGCAUAUUGAAAAAUGUGCUUACAGAUAGACGCAACUCUGUUGAGAAUUAUCGAGGAGAUGUCCUGGAUCUACUCCUGAAUGAUAUGGGAAAAGAGAAGUUCCUGACAGAAGAUUUUAUAUGCCUGAUUAUGCUCGGGGGUCUGUUUGCCAGCUUUGAGUCGAUUUCAACGAUAACAACACUACUGUUGAAGCUAUUUUCAGCCCAUCCAGAAGUAGUACAAGAGUUGGAGGUACGAACAGAACAAAAUGCUGAGCAUGAGAAAAUUCUCGUAAGUAGACAUGGCUCAGAUUCCUUAUCAAUCACAUGGGACGAAUAUAAAUCAAUGACUUUCACCCAUCAGGCAAAUUCUCUACGGUCAUUAACGAAACUCUUAGGCUGGGAAACGUUGCACCAGGCCUGCUGCGAAGGGCAAUCAAAGACGUUCAAUUCAAAGGAUAUACAAUUCCUUCUGGUUGGACAAUAAUGAUGGUCACUUCUGCUCAACAAGUAAACCCUGAGGUAUACAAGGAUCCACUUGUGUUCAAUCCCUGGCGCUGGAAGGUAAGUCCAGUUUCACAUGCGGUAAAAAUCUGAAAAUUCCUUUCUCAGACAAGGUCUACCAUGGAUUAAAACGGGCGACCCAAUGCAAAGGGCAUCGCACAUUUGCAGGCUGUGGGGAGGGUUGUUAUGUGCAUGCAACCUUAUGACUGUUUUGCUGAGAGGCUGUUUUGGUGGCUCAAACCCAUGACCUCCGUAGACUAAGAGAUAAAAAUGUGUGGGAUACAUAUGGACCAAGAUGGCAUGUUUGCAUAUGAGUUCUACAUGUUUUAUCUCUUGCUUGAUGAUGGACCAUACAUAUAUUACUAUGAUUUAAAUUUCUUGGAGGUAUGUAAUUAGCUGAAAUUGAGUGAUUGAUGGAUUCUAUACUAUAGGACUUUGACUCUAUAACUGUAUCCAAGAAUUUCACACCUUUCGGUGGAGGAACAAGACAGUGCGUUGGGGCAGAGUACAGUAGGCUGACCUUGAGCUUAUUCAUCCACCUACUGGUCACCAAAUAUAGGUAAAUUCCCAGCAUUGUUUGCCUGACAUGAUUUUAUUGAUCCAAUUUCUUUUGUAAUUCCUGAUGAUAGGUGGACAAAAAUCAAGGAAGGGGAAAUUAGAAGAGCUCCUAUGUUAGGAUUCGGCGAUGGCAUCCACUUUAAAUUCAGUGAGAAGGAAUAGAGAGAAAACCAUUUCCGUCAAAUAUACAUUCUUAUCUAUGUCAUUGAUGUAUAUGCAGUCAUCUCAAAUAUUUCUGCUGUCUUUCACUCUCAGAACUCUUCGUUUAGCUCUUUGAUGCAUUACAAUUUUUUUUUUUUUAAUGAAUGAUGUCCGUGCUUGUUUCAGGCCUUACAUGAAAUAUGUAAUAUUUUAGUAUAUUUCAAUAAAUUCUCACCACAAUGGAAGAA